Molecule: messenger RNA, 1077 nt
Organism: Fonsecaea erecta
Lineage: Eukaryota; Fungi; Ascomycota; Eurotiomycetes; Chaetothyriales; Herpotrichiellaceae
Exons: 1
Coding region: 1-1077 (358 amino acids)
Biological process (GO): mitochondrial L-ornithine transmembrane transport
Molecular function (GO): L-ornithine transmembrane transporter activity
Source: RefSeq, a predicted model, not a curated record
AUGGCAGCCUUCAAAGAUGAGCUGCAGUCAGUCUCUGGCUUCAACCAGAGCAACGGUCACAAUGCUAGCACGUCGACCCACCAACAAUCGGAGCUACUGCUCACCCCUCCAAGCCAGAGCCUGGAAGCGCUGAAGGACAUAGUCUAUGGAUCAACAGCUGGAAUACUGGGGAAAUUCGUUGAAUACCCGUUUGACACGGUCAAGGUCCGGCUUCAAUCCCAAUCCCACGAACCUGGCGCAGUCCCGCGGUUGCACGGGCCCUUCGAUGCCUUCUCUGCUGCAUUUCGGUCGCCCGAGGGGCCUCUUGUGUCUUUAUACAGAGGUAUCAGUGCGCCUUUACUCGGCGCCGCAAUAGAAACAUCCUCCCUGUUCUUCAGCUAUCGAAUCGCCCAGGACAUUGUUGUGAGAGCAUCUCCAUCCCUCCGCGCGCAACGAGAUCGAAACCCUCAUGGCAAGAUUGAACUCCCUUUUUCAUACCUCCUGGCCUGCGGUGCCGCCUCAGGAGCGUUCACGUCGCUCCUCCUCACACCUAUCGAACUCAUAAAAUGCAAGAUGCAAGUCCCCUUGGCCCCAUCCAACCUUGCUUCCAAGUUGGGAUACACAACGACUCGCCCACUUGGCCCAAUGCAACUCAUCACCACAAUUUUCCGUAGCCAAGGGCUUCUCGGCUUCUGGCAUGGGCAGUUGGGCACACUCAUUCGGGAAACAGGCGGUUCGGCUGCAUGGUUCGGCUCUUACGAAGGUGUUAAGAUGCUGUUCCUCCGUUCGGAUCCUAGUGUGAAUCAUGUAUCAGACGUUAAAGUGUGGCAGCAGAUGGUUGCAGGAGCAGCGGCAGGGAUGUCGUACAACUUUGUUUUCUACCCGGCGGAUACGAUCAAGUCACGCAUGCAGACGUCCAGCACUGAAGUCACCUCUGGACCAAACAGAUUAACGUUUCUUUCGACAGGCCGGGCGUUAUGGCGUGAGCAGGGAGUGAAGGGAUUUUAUCGAGGCUGCGGAAUCACGGUUUUCCGCGCGGCACCAAGUUCAGCGAUCAUUUUCAGCAUCUACGAGGCGUUACGGAGGUAUCUCGGUUGA